GGAGGAAUUCAUUGUUUCUGAAUAGCUCCUGACACAAAAGGCUAGGAAAUUGGGCCUUUUCUGCAUUUCAAAAUCCUACCUGCAGGCGAGCAGUUUACAGGUGAAGAGGCUCUGUUGGUGGCUUUAAAAGCAUUUUCUCCUGAUGCCACUGUGAUUUCUCCCGGACUCUUCUGAGGAAGGACUCCAGAGGAGGAAGUGAAAGAAGAAAUGGCCAGUUCUCAGGCACUGCUGACAUUCAGGGAUGUGGCCAUAGAGUUCUCCCAGGAGGAGUGGGGAUGCCUGAACCACACUCAGCGGGAACUGUACAGGGAUGUGAUGUUAGAGAACUACGGACACCUCCUCUUCCUGGGUCUCAUUGUGUCAAAGCCUGAUUUGGUCUCCUUUUUGGAGCAAACGAAGGACCCUUGGGAUGGGAAGAGAAAGAAGACAGUAGCCUUUCAUCCAGGGAUUUUAAGAAGAGUUUGCAUGAGGGCGCCUGGCUGGCUCAGUCGUUGAGUGUCUGCCUUCGGCUCAGGUCACGUCACGAUCCCGGAGUCCUGGGAUCGAGUCCCGCAUCGGGCUCCCUGCUCGGCGGGAAGC
Zalophus californianus (California sea lion) is the source of this 579-nucleotide messenger RNA. Its product is annotated as putative protein ZNF720. Bases 208 to 495 code for a protein of 95 amino acids. The record is from RefSeq and is a predicted model, not a curated record. Gene Ontology annotation, biological process: regulation of DNA-templated transcription. The transcript has 4 exons. NCBI's taxonomy places the organism in Eukaryota, Metazoa, Chordata, Mammalia, Carnivora, Otariidae.